This is a messenger RNA of Nannospalax galili (Upper Galilee mountains blind mole rat), 1753 nucleotides long. It is a transcript of the gene Arhgap19, whose product is annotated as Rho GTPase activating protein 19. The transcript is spliced from 11 exons. NCBI's taxonomy places the organism in Eukaryota, Metazoa, Chordata, Mammalia, Rodentia, Spalacidae. The record is from RefSeq and is a predicted model, not a curated record. Bases 40 to 1545 code for a protein of 501 amino acids. Gene Ontology annotation, biological process: signal transduction; regulation of small GTPase mediated signal transduction. Gene Ontology annotation, cellular component: cytoplasm. Gene Ontology annotation, molecular function: GTPase activator activity.
GGGCCUGGGGCGGGGCAGCGCAAGGAGCUGUGGCCGAAGAUGGCGGCCGAGGCGCUGAAUGGACUGGAGGCGCCUGCCAGCGACUCCGGCCGGAGUGAUGCCAUCUGCAGUUUUGUCAUUUGCAAUGAUUCUUCCCUUCGAGGUCAGCCUAUUAUCUUCAAUCCUGACUUUUUUGUGGAGAAACUCCGACAUGAGAAACCUGAGAUGUUCACUGAGUUGGUGGUCAGCAAUAUCACAAGGCUUAUUGAUUUACCUGGAACUGAGUUGGCUCAGCUGAUGGGAGAAGUGGAACUUAAGUUGCCUGGUGGGGCUGGCCCGGCAGCAGGAUUCUUCCGGUCUCUUAUGUCUCUCAAGCGGAAGGAAAAAGGAGUAGUAUUUGGAUCCCCACUGACGGAGGAAGGCAUUGCCCAAAUAUAUCAACUGAUCGAAUAUCUGCACAAAAACCUGCGAGUAGAGGGUUUGUUUAGAGUCCCAGGCAACAGUAUCCGACAACAGCUUUUGAAGGAUGCUCUCAAUAAUGGAACUGAUAUUGACUUGGAAUCAGGAGAGUUUCACUCAAAUGAUGUUGCCACCCUCCUAAAGAUGUUUCUUGGAGAGUUACCGGAGCCCCUGCUGACCCACAAACAUUUCCACGCACACCUCAAAAUUGCUGAUUUGAUGCAGUUUGAUGAUAAAGGAAAUAAGACCAGUAUACCAGAUAAGGAGCGGCAGAUCGAAGCUCUGCAGUUGCUCUUUCUCAUCCUCCCUCCACCCAAUCGUAACCUGCUGAAGUUACUGCUUGAUCUCCUAUAUCAGACAGCAAAGAAGCAAGACAAGAAUAAAAUGUCUGCCCACAACCUUGCCCUUAUGUUUGCACCCCAUGUCUUAUGGCCAAAAAAUGUCACUGCAAAUGACCUUCAGGAGAACAUCACAAAGUUAAACAAUGGGAUGGCUUUUAUGAUCAAACACUCCCAGAAACUUUUCAAGGCUCCAGCUUAUAUUCGGGAAUGUGCCAGACUAUACUAUCUUGGCUCCAGAACUCAAGUAUCAAAGGAUGACCUUGAUCUGACAACCUCAUGUCAUGCCAAGUCCUUCCAGUUGGCGAGAUCUCAGAAAUGGAACAGGAUAGAUUCUUAUUCUCAACAAGAAGAGACCCAGCAAUGUACAGAAGAGGCACUGAAAGAGCUCUUCCAACAUGUUCACAACAUGCCAGAGUCAGCAAAGAAGAAACAACUUAUAAGACAGUUCCAUAAGCAAUCUUUGACCCAAACACCAGGGCGAGAACCUUCUACUCCCCGGGCCCAGAAGAGAACUCGUUCACGGUCCUUCAGUGGGCUUAUUAAGCGCAAAGUCUUGGGAAAUCAGAUGAUGUCAGAAAAGAAAAACAAGUCUCCUACUCCAGAGUCUGUGGCCAUGGGUGAACUGAAGAAAGCCAGCAAAGAAAAUAUGAACUUAUUGUUUUCUGGCUCUCCAGCUGUAACGAUGACACCAACAAGAUUGAAAUGGUCUGAGGGGAAGAAAGGGGGGAGAAAAGGUACUCAUUGUGGUUCCCUCUGUUGUCACUGAGUGUGCUUCCCUGCUGCUCUCUCAGUCAGUGGCACUUCUUUUUUUGAAUCCCGAGGUGGUCUAAUUGUAGUCAAAAGGAAUUUAGGUGGUUAUGCUACACAGCACUGCCCUCAAGUACUGAGGAACAGUUUCAAACACAGCCCCCACCUGGGGUCUCUUAAGAAUACCUGCUAAGCCACACCUUCAAUCCAAGCACUUAGUAGGCAGA